AUGCACUACUUGAUGGACACCUUCAUGCAUUGGACCUACCAACACAGGAAAGGCCAUUGUUUCGUGACUGAAUUCCGUGGCUUUGGAUCUGUCCUCACAAACCCACAGAUCAUGGAUGUAAACCCAGCGAACGGUCAAGCCUCUGCUGUUGCCCUCAUGGUCACUCAACAUAGAUGCAAGCUCGGUUGUCAGCUCCUUGCACUGCCUCCCCUAAUAAAAAUCCCUGUGCAAAUCCCGUCAAACGACCAGAUAUACUGCCACGCAUUGGAAUCAACCAUAAACCCAGGUGAGAUCUCAACUGCCGGUCCAGCUGAUCUCCAUACAUUUUUGGCCACCUUAGCUCGCCCAGCGCCUCCGAAGGCCCCCACCCCUGAUUAUUCAUUCUUUUGA
Messenger RNA from Melampsora larici-populina 98AG31, 390 nucleotides. RefSeq lists its product as uncharacterized. The transcript has 2 exons. Gene Ontology annotation, biological process: protein phosphorylation. Bases 1 to 390 code for a protein of 129 amino acids. The record is from RefSeq and is a predicted model, not a curated record. NCBI's taxonomy places the organism in Eukaryota, Fungi, Basidiomycota, Pucciniomycetes, Pucciniales, Melampsoraceae. Gene Ontology annotation, molecular function: ATP binding; protein serine/threonine kinase activity.